Cucurbita moschata (crookneck pumpkin) is the source of this 1619-nucleotide messenger RNA. Its product is annotated as F-box only protein 6. Bases 80 to 1459 code for a protein of 459 amino acids. NCBI's taxonomy places the organism in Eukaryota, Viridiplantae, Streptophyta, Magnoliopsida, Cucurbitales, Cucurbitaceae. The record is from RefSeq and is a predicted model, not a curated record. Gene Ontology annotation, molecular function: protein binding. The transcript is spliced from 2 exons.
GAGAGCAGGAAAAAGGGAAGAAAGAAGAGAGAGAAAGCUCGGAAGAAAGGGAAGAGAGAGAAGGGGGAGCUCUCUGGGCAUGGAAGGCCUGGCCAUGCUUAGGCAGCUCAUCGGUCAGCUUCAAGAGCUUUUGCAAUUCUAUCACUCCCAUCCUCCUCCACCUCCGCCACCGCCGGCGCACCAUCAACUGCCUCUCACCCUAGCUUCUGCUCACCAAAGGUGGUGCUUCAAAGAUAUUGAUGAUAACUCUGCAGAUGAUUUUUAUGGUCUUGUAAUUGCGGCUGGUAGAUCAGGAAAUUGUCGGAUGACCGAAGCUUGUGUGCUUCCACCUGUUAAAAAACCAAGAAAGGAACGGAACCGAGGAAAAUUGUCUGGAUCAGCAGCUGCAACUGAGGCGAUGGAUGAAGAAAUGUGGAAAGAUUUCCCAGAAGACCUUUUUGAAGCUGUCAUUGCAAGACUUCCCAUUGCUACAUUCUUCCGCUUUCGUGCUGUUUGCCAAAAAUGGAACUCGCUGCUAAACUCUGAAACUUUUGCUCUUUACCGUGCUCAAAUCCCGCAAACUACCCCCUGGUUCUACACCAUUACUCAUGACAUGGUUAGUUCGGGAGCCAUAUACGACCCUUCUUCCAACAAAUGGUACCAUCCAUCCAUUUCAUCUCAGCCUGUUAGAUUACUCGUCCUGCCUGUUGCAUCUGCUGGAGGGCUUGUGUGCUUGCUUGAUUUCAGUCAUAAGAACUUCUUUGUAUGCAAUCCUCUAACCCGAUCUUUUAAAGAGUUGCCAGCUAGAUCAGUUGAAGUGUGGUCUCGUGUUGCAGUAGGGAUGACUCUAAAUGGAAGUUCGGCCAGUGGGGGCUACAAGAUCUUAUGUCUGGGCUGUGAUGGAGAGUAUGAGGUUUACGACUCCAUAGAAAACUCGUGGACUCAUCCUCGGAGCAUGCCUUCUACAAUUAAGCUUCCAUUAACCCUGAAACACCGCUCACAAGCUGUCUCCAUUGACAACUUUGUUUACUUCAUGCGUUCGGAUCCUGAAGGGAUUAUGUCCUACAACAUGGUCACUGGGAUUUGGAAUGAGUUUAUCGUUCCCUCUCCGCGCCAUCUGACAGACCAUACACUUGCAGACUUCGGGGGCCGGCUCAUGCUCGUGGGGUUGUUGACGAAAAAUGCUGCCACAUGCGUGUGUAUAUGGGAGCUGCAGAAGAUGACUCUCUUAUGGAAGGAGGUUGACAGAAUGCCAAACAUAUGGUGCUUGGAGUUUUAUGGAAAGCACGUUAGAAUGAAUUGCUUGGGAAACAAAGGGUUGCUCAUGCUGUCCUUAAGAUCAAGGCAAAUGAACAGAUUGGUUACGUACGACGUGACGAGCAAGGAAUGGUUGAAGGUUCCCGUGUUGCCUCGCGGGAGGAAGCGACAAUGGAUAACAUCGGGUACUGCAUUUUACCCUUGCCCAACUGCUGUGGCUUAACUUAGCUUUUGCAGACAUGUACACUCAAUGGACGAAGUUGGUUGUUGUUUUAACGUGUGUAAGCUUUAUGUCUUACCACGCUUGCCCUCUGUGCUACUGCUUUUCGUGAUCUUGUAGUUUUUACUUUUGAUGAACUAGAUUUCCCAAAAAAUUAGACCUU